Messenger RNA from Priapulus caudatus, 1881 nucleotides. Its product is annotated as fumarylacetoacetate hydrolase domain-containing protein 2-like. The transcript is spliced from 8 exons. Gene Ontology annotation, molecular function: hydro-lyase activity. The record is from RefSeq and is a predicted model, not a curated record. NCBI's taxonomy places the organism in Eukaryota, Metazoa, Priapulida, Priapulimorpha, Priapulimorphida, Priapulidae. Bases 49 to 1035 code for a protein of 328 amino acids.
CUGGAAGUGGCGUCGAUCCUACGUUAGUUACUUUUCUAGAGUAAACUAAUGCCUGCCCCUUCAGUAUUCUGUACUCGUCCGUUUCUCGCUGGAAAACGACAACUUUUGACCAAUCUCUGCAAAACCUCCGUAGAUUUCAAGCAGUGCAGAAACAUGAGGCUUCUACGAUUCCAGGGACCCACUGGUCCAAGACUCGCAGCCGAGCGUAAAGAUGGCCAUGUCGUCGAUCUAAACGCUUGUGCGGAGUUGGAACUGACGACUCCGGGGGAUACGAUAGAGUUUCUAACAGCUGGACCAGCUCUGUGGGAAACUGCAGAGCGCUCGGUGAAAUCUGGCAAACAUGCGCUGCGGGUCAAUGACAAAUGCUACCUGGCACCAUUGCUGAAGUCUGACAAAGUGAUAGGCGUCUGUUCCAACUAUGCUGACCACUGUGUGGAGCUAGGUGUACCAGUUCCUGUUGAACCAGUACUGUUCAGUAAAUUCUCCAGCUGCCUCGUUGGUCCAACUAGCAGCAUUCACAGUUCCAGUGAGACUCAGACUCUGGACUGGGAAGUUGAGCUUGCUGUUGUCAUCGGGAAACAAGGAAAGAACAUAGUGGAACGUAAAGCCAUGUCACACGUGUUUGGCUACACCGUGGCACACGACGUCAGUGAGAGGACCUGGCAACUACAGAAGAACUCUGGCCAAUUCCUCAUUGGCAAGGCCAUGGACAGCUUCUGUCCUAUUGGGCCCGUCAUUGUGAGCAAAGAUGAGAUAGCGGAUCCACACAACUUGACUCUGAGAACGAAAGUGAAUGGCAUUUUGAAACAAGACAGCAACACAAGCCAGCUGGUGCACCGAAUUCCAGCAUUGAUCACUUUCAUAUCUAGAUUUUUUACACUUCUACCUGGUGACAUCAUUCUGACAGGAACUCCACCUGGUGUUGGCUGCUUUAUGAAACCACCGCAAUAUCUAAAGGAGGGAGAUGUGGUUGAGUGUGAGGUGGAAGGCAUCGGCUGCAUUCGAAACGCUGUGAGGAGGCCUGAUGCAGCAUAACCACAGCACCAUUUGGAUAAUGUGUUGAUUGAAUAAAAGAAACUUGCACCUUCAAAGUUAACUAUUACAGAAAUAGGUCCAAGUGCCAAUUUGUAUGAUGAAUUUUCCAGAAUGAAUUUUAUAUUUAGACACUAUAUUUGUAUAAUGAAGUUAUCCAAUUAUCUAUCACAGAUUAUUGCCUUUGUAAUAUGCUAGAACAGUGGUUCUUAACCUGGGUUUGACCGAACUUCAAGGGUUCGGUGAGCCAGUCUCAGGGGUUUGGCGGAGGUCCUUCGAAACGCAUUAAAAUUUAGCUAUAAUUUGCUAUAAUUUUUAUUUUUUGUUUAUUCUUUGCACGCUUUCCAAAUAUAGUCUUGAAUGUUGAUGCAAUGUUUUAUUUUUGGAUUAAUUAAAAUUGAUUAAAAUUGAUUUGUUUUUGUCAAAUUUGAGGGGUUCGGCGAGUGAGCAGUGGGUUUUUGUUAGGGUUUGGCGCCUCUGAAAAGGUUAAGAACCACUGUGCUAGAAGGACUGGAGUGUCUGUUCUGUUAAUUUACUAGCGGAAAUGACAAUAUGAUGUUAGAAUAUUGUUACAUAACCAGUGAUUUAGCCUUGCGGGGCAGAAUAUUUCUAUUUGUGUGCCUUGUAGAUAUGUUAAGUGUACAGACCUGAUUGAGGUUACGAUCAUAAACCGGUAACUGAUAAACUGCUGCUUGCUCAUUUGUAGUAACCUCAGGGGUUGAGAUAACAGCAAAAGUAUAUAUACGAUAUAUAGGUUGUCUUAGAGAUUUUAUUGUGAUAAAUAUAAUAUGCUUAAAACCUUGUGAUGUAAUUCAUAAUGAUAUUAAAAAUUGAUUAUUGAUUGUCUAA